AUGAGCAUUUACACAAACCCCCCGAGGAGCGCAUAUGUCACGAGUUUCACAAAACGUUUCACGAUGCCGACAGACUCAGGAGGAAUCCCUGCUGUCGCUGUUAGCACGAGAAGUGCCAGUCUUAUCGUCUCCGCAUAUACCAUCUUGAUCCUUCUCAUUUUCAUGGUGGGGUGGAAACUGAUCCUAGCGGUUAUCAUGGCCUACUGGCCGACACUCCGCGACAAAAACAGGCACAUCGCUUUAGUUGAGCUUUGGAAUUCCGGCGAAUCGAUGAAUGCGGCAGUGCUGAUGUUCGAAUUCUGCAAGAGAAUGAUCCUCCUUCGUCCGGCGCAGGAUGCGGAGGACAACGCCGAGAAGGGUGUUCAGAAUACUUCACCCGGUAAUUCACCACGGCCGAAUGGAGAUACCCUAGACCCGGAUAAUCCCCCUAAGCCUGACAAUCAGGAUACUAUCAGCUCGAGCGAGGGGCAACUCGGUGAAGGGGGACAGAUUACCAGAGGCCGAACAGAGCCCGCCCCUAACAUCAGGAGGAGCAAUUUGUGGUGGGGGAUCCUCUUUUUCUUUAUUGCCGCCUCCAUGUCACUCGGAAAUAUCGCUGCCGGUAUCUUGAUAGCUGGGGAACUCCUUAUGGGAAGCGUUGCUCCCCCUGCGAAGGACAGCAUCUUCUACCCAGAUUUUAAACAAUACUCUGUUAAGGAUGAUAACGGCGCUGGCCCUGCAAAGUUGAUUUCACUGAGGGCUCCUGCAGCAUUUCGUGCAAUCGGGGCUAUCGAAUCCUCGGAGGUUACAGUGCGACGCAAAGUUACACUGGAACCGAUGCAGGUACCGGAGGGGCAAAAGGAGCAGUGGAAGGGCCGAAACUAUUCUUAUAACGUUACCGGUGUUGAUAUGGGGUUGCAGAGUGAUCCCAAGUUGGUUCUCCGGGUCCAAGGUUCAUGUCACACAGAAUAUUCAUGGCUAGUGAAUACUACCGGAGAGGGAGAUACGUAUAGGCUCUGGGAUAGAACCGAGACCAUUUUCGUCAAACGCCAACCGGUGCAGGAUGGGCCUCCGACGGCAGAUUUCGUGCUGGGGGACAUACCCGAUAAUUCCUCGAACAUCUCGUACGCCAUGAUUAUCAAAACUGCGGGCCGUUAUAGCUUCACCUCCGGGCAAGACCCGUGGUAUGCUACCGAGAAGAAUCAGGUCAACGUAUCUAUUGGAUAUCAAAUCCGCUCAGGGCGACCGGCACUUAGUUGCUGGGAAUCAAAAAAGUGGCAUCUCGGAUCCCAUGAAGCAGAAGCCGAUCAGUUAGGUUCCUUGCCCGGGCUGAAACUCUACAAGCUCUGGGCCGACGAUGUCUUUGUGUACGAGUUUCUGAUGCCGCGUGUGGUCACACUGGGUAGUGCCGCAGGGUUCUCUGCACUCAAAUCAGCCGCGCUCACUUCAGCUCCUAGUUACAUCCUUGAUGCGAAUGGGUCAGGUAUGGAGGGCGACCUCGAGCGUUUAGUGCUUGCUAGUUGGGUUAGCUCUAGCAAUGUGCUACGCGAAACAACCGCCUACAAAGGUGACGGCCUGGUAAACCUCUUAAGAAGAGGGAAGGGUGUGGUGGAAGACCAAGCUGCGGAAUUUGUCCUUCAGAGUGGAGAUGUUGGCACCUUGUCCGUCCGGAUCCUUAUUUCUGUCCCGCUAAUCCUUGUGAUCCUUUUCCUCAUCGAGCUGUGCUUCAGUUGGGUGCUCACACAGAAGCCCCCACCGCAGGAUGAUAACAUAUUGGAAUCUGAUACCCCACAUGCAGUUUCUUUGCUGGCCCCCCACCUGUAUCACGUUCUGGACAAGAAACGUGAGUCUCCAGCUAGCCGGAGCCACACAGCGGCAACUAUUCCGGCCACCUACAGCCAACCUACCGGCGGGCUAUCUAGAAGAACCUCCCGAAUUAAUCCUGAUCAGAAACCCGGUGAGCAAGUGGACACUAAGGUCACUGCCGGUUGA
Tuber aestivum (summer truffle) is the source of this 1971-nucleotide messenger RNA. Lineage: Eukaryota; Fungi; Ascomycota; Pezizomycetes; Pezizales; Tuberaceae. The record is from the annotation of a GenBank genome assembly.